Molecule: messenger RNA, 2238 nt
Organism: Macaca mulatta (Rhesus monkey)
Lineage: Eukaryota; Metazoa; Chordata; Mammalia; Primates; Cercopithecidae
Gene: ADCK1
Product: aarF domain containing kinase 1
Biological process (GO): mitochondrion organization; lipid homeostasis
Cellular component (GO): mitochondrial inner membrane
Source: RefSeq, a predicted model, not a curated record
CGUCCACUUAAGUCUUGCAGGCAUCCGAGUGGGCAGAGCUGGAGGAGGGCAGGAGGUGGCUCACCCAGACGCCUUCACCCCCUGGUGGCCCUGAAAAAAGGGGACAUGGCCAGAAAGGCUCUCAAGCUUGCUUCAUGGACCAGCAUGGCUCUUGCUGCUUCUGGCAUCUACCUCUACAGUAACAAGUACUUGGACCCUAAUGACUUUGGCGCUGUCAGGGUGGGCAGAGCAGUUGCUACGACGGCUGUCAUCAGUUAUGACUACCUCACUUCCCUGAAGAGUGUCCCCUAUGGCUCAGAGGAGUACUUGCAGCUGAGAUCUAAGGUGCACCUUCGCUCUGCCAGGCGUCUCUGUGAGCUCUGCUGUGCCAACCGGGGCACCUUCAUCAAGGUUGGCCAGCACCUAGGGGCACUGGACUACCUGUUGCCAGAGGAGUACACCAGCACGCUGAAGGUCCUGCACAGCCAGGCUCCACAGAGCAGCAUGCAAGAGAUCCGCCAGGUCAUCCGAGAGGAUCUGGGCAAGGAGAUCCAUGAUUUGUUCCAGAGCUUCGACGACACCCCUCUGGGGACUGCCUCCCUGGCCCAGGUCCACAAGGCAGUGCUGCAUGAUGGGCGGACGGUGGCCGUGAAGGUCCAGCACCCAAAGGUGCGGGCUCAGAGCUCGAAGGACAUUCUCCUGAUGGAGGUGCUCAUUCUGGCUGUGAAGCAGCUAUUCCCAGAGUUUGAGUUUAUGUGGCUUGUGGAUGAAGCCAAGAAGAACCUGCCUUUGGAGCUGGAUUUCCUCAAUGAAGGGAGGAAUGCUGAGAAGGUGUCCCAGAUGCUCAAGCAUUUUGACUUCUUGAAGGUGCCCCGAAUCCACUGGGACCUGUCCACGGAGCGGGUCCUCCUGAUGGAGUUUGUGGACGGCGGGCAGGUCAAUGACAGAGACUACAUGGAGAAGAACAAGAUCGACGUCAAUGAGAUCUCACGCCACCUGGGCAAGAUGUAUAGUGAGAUGAUCUUCGUCAAUGGCUUCGUGCACUGCGAUCCCCACCCCGGCAAUGUACUGGUGCGGAAGCACCCUGGCACGGGAAAGGCGGAGAUUGUCCUGUUGGACCAUGGGCUUUACCAGGUGCUCACGGAGGAAUUCCGCCUGAAUUACUGCCACCUCUGGCAGUCUCUGAUCUGGACUGACAUGAAGAGAGUGAAGGAGUACAGCCAGCGCCUGGGAGCCGGGGAUCUCUACCCCUUGUUUGCCUGCAUGCUGACAGCGCGGUCAUGGAACUCAGUCAACAGAGGCAUCAGCCAAGCUCCCGUCACUGCCACUGAGGACUUAGAGAUUCGCAACAACGCGGCCAACUACCUCCCCCAGAUCAGCCAGCUCCUUAACCACGUGCCACGCCAGAUGCUGCUCAUCUUGAAGACCAAUGACCUGCUGCGUGGCAUCGAGGCCGCCCUGGGCACCCGUGCCAGCGCCAGCUCCUUUCUCAACAUGUCACGUUGCUGCAUCAGAGCGCUAGCCGAGCACAAGAAGAAGAAUACCUGUUCAUUCUUCAGAAGAACCCAGAUCUCUUUCAGAGAGGCCUUCAACUUAUGGCAGAUCAACCUCCAUGAGCUCAUCCUGCGUGUGAAGGGGUUGAAGCUGGCUGACCGGGUCUUGGCCCUAAUAUGCUGGCUGUUCCCUGCUCCACUCUGAUUGGAAUUGCUCUCCCUGCCCCAUUCUGAUGUCUUUCCACUCCUCAGCCCCUCAUCCUGCCUCCACCCAGCUGCUCCAUUUUUGCCACAUGGUGGCCUGCAGCCCCAGAGUCACUGUCCAUGUCACCAUCCUCCUCCUCUUUUGGAAUCCUCUCUGCAUACUGUGGCCCUUAUCUCAGGGCCCACAGGCUGAACUGUGGCAUAGCUCUCUCUUCUUCUCCAAGAAGACUCAGCAGCCUACAUUCCCACUCCUGGUAUGUGCCAUUGGGUUGGAUGUCCCCACUACUUCCAUUAACCCUUCCCAUUGCCAAGACGUGCCACGGGUGCCACUGGGGGCACACUGAACUUGUAGGGAGUUUGAUUUUGUUGGAGGUGAACAUGGUCUCUGAACUUGACAGAGAACAGCUUCCCUUUCCUAGCCAUGUCACCCUCCAAAGGAAGUCACACCUCAGCGAGGUGGUUUGGCAUCUGGGGCCGACUCCAUUGCAGCCAUGAGCUCACUGCUGUCAGUGACCUUUGGUGUUUUCUGUACUGUUUCAAUAAAAACUCCUUCAAGGUUCCA